AUAUUGCUUGGUUGUGCAUCAUGAUGCCAUACCCAAAUUAUCCUUGAACCAACAAAAAAACACCUUUCCCUAUACUUGCAUAUCUUUCCCUAUACUUGCAUGUAUAGUAAUUAAUUAAACAUUUUCAUUUCAUUUUGUAGCUAAUGGCUUUCCCUAUACUUGCACAUCUUUCAUUUAAGAUGCUUCUUCCUAUGGAAAAAAAGUCUUCUUCUAUAGCAAUAUGGAACUCCAAUUUCCCUCGUACAACUCAAUGCAAGGCAACUUAUAAGGAUGCAAAAGUUCAUAGUAGUCAAACAAUUACUCGUCGAUCUACUAGCUUUCAACCAUCAAUUUGGACCUAUGAUUACAUCCAAUCAUUAAAUAGUGAAUAUAAGGAAGAAUUGUAUGCAGUGAAUUGCAGAAUGCUAAGGGAGGAAGUAAGGAUGAUGUUGUGCAAAAUGGAAAACGAAGUUGAUCAACUUGAGUUUAUUGAUGUAUUGCAAAGGCUUGGAGUGGCUUACCAUUUUACCGAUGAAAUAAAAAACAUAUUGGACAACAUUUACAACACACAAACAUCCAAGUCGAAGAAGAAUUUACAUGCCACAGCACUCAAGUUUAGACUCUUAAGACAACAUGGUUAUGAUAUAUCUCCAGAUAUUUUUAUUUGCUUUCAAGAUGAAAAGGAUAAUUUUAAGAAAUGCUAUACUUUUGAUGUUGAGGGAGUGUUAUCAUUGUAUGAAUCAUCAUUUCAUUCAUUUGAAGAUGAAGCUAUAUUAGAUGAAGCUAGAGAUUUCACCUCAAAAUGUCUCAAAGAGUAUAAUUUUAAUCAAAAGAGAAGUACCUACAUAUCACUUCUAAUUAAUCAUGCUUUGGAGCUUCCACUACAUUGGAGAAUUCCUCGAUGGGAAGCAGUGUGGUUCGUUAAAGCAUAUGAAAGAAAACAAAAUAUGAAUCUAGUUAUACUUCAAUUUGCUAAAAUGGAUUUCAACAUUGUUCAAAGCAUCUAUCAAGAAGAACUCAAGCUUGCAUCAAGAUGGUGGAAUAGAAUUGGUCUUGGAGAUAAGUUAAGCUUUGCUAGAGAUAGGUUGGUUGAGAACUUUGUUUGGAGUAUGGCAACAAAUUUCAAGCCAGAAUUUGAAUAUAUCAGAGAAGUAUUAACAAAGGUAAAUUCAUUUAUUACCACAAUUGAUGAUGUUUAUGACGUGCAUGGUACCUUGGAAGAAGUAGAACUCUUCACAAAAGCAAUUGAGAGAUGGGAUUUAAAUGUCAUGGAUCCUCUCCCAUACUACAUGAAAAUAUGCUUUCAUGCACUCUAUAACUUUGUGAAUGAAAUUGCAUUUGAAACCUUGAAAAAUAGUGGCCACUAUAUCACUCCAUACCUUAAGAAAUCGUGGGCAGAUCUAUGCAAAGCAUAUUUGAUUGAAGCAAAGUGGUACCAUAGUGGAUAUACUCCAACCCUUGAAGAAUACUUAGAGAAUGCGUGGAUAUCCAUAGGUGCACCAGUUAUACUUACACAUGCUUACUUUGUGAUUCCACAAUCAUUCAAAAUGGAAGACUUGGCUCAUUUAGAAGAAAACCCCAACAUAAUUAGGUUUUCAGCAAUGAUUUUACGUCUUGCUAAUGACCUUGGAACAUAUAAACGUGAAAAUGAGACGGGUGAUAUUCCAAAGUCAAUUCAAUGCUACAUGAACGAAACUGGAGCUAAUGAAGUAGAGGCUCAUGAGCAUGUUAAGUCCAUGAUGUUUACAAUGUGGAAGAAAAUGAAUAAAGAAGCUCAUGAUUCAUCUUUCUCACAAAGUUUCAUAGAUACUUCCAUAAAUCUUGCUAGAAUGGCAUUGUGUAUGUAUCAACAUGGAGAUGGUCAUACCGUCCAAUGUCCUAAAAUUCAGGAUCGUAUAAUAUCAUUAAUUUUUCAGCCUAUUUCUAUGAGGAGUGUUAUCUAAACACAAAAUUUGGGAACACAAAAUUGACACACAUUUUUACCCCUCACAAGCACGGAAAUCGAUGCAUGCAAAUAAUAUUAAAAAAACAAAAAACGUAUAUUUAUUGUAUUUUUAUUUCAAAAUUGUGUUGGAAUAACAUUUUCCUACUCCUAUUAUAUGUACGAAACAUUGAUAGUUAAAUUAAAUUUCUUAGUGUAUGGAUUUUUUUUUUUUGGGAGUUAGGUAUGUAUCUUCUGCACACAA
This is a messenger RNA of Trifolium pratense (red clover), 2165 nucleotides long. Its product is annotated as terpene synthase 10-like. The coding region runs from base 144 to 1922 and encodes 592 amino acids. The record is from RefSeq and is a predicted model, not a curated record. The transcript has 7 exons. Gene Ontology annotation, molecular function: magnesium ion binding; terpene synthase activity. Gene Ontology annotation, biological process: diterpenoid biosynthetic process. Lineage: Eukaryota; Viridiplantae; Streptophyta; Magnoliopsida; Fabales; Fabaceae.